AUGGAAGGACACAGACUCUCAUCCUACGGAAGACGCUUCGGCUCACAAACCACCUCUGUCCACCAUGCCCUGAGGUUCUCGCCGGGCCGCAGAUACUUUUCUCCAUCUCCCACCACCCAAUUCUCUGUCACUAAGCUGAAGACAUCCAGGCUCAGUUUCCAUUCUGGCCCCAAGUUCUCCUCUGACAAGGUGGAUUUUUCUUUGGCGGAUGCCCUCAACAGUGAAUUCAAAGAGACCCGCACUAAUGAAAAGGUGGAAAUGAUGGAGCUGAACGAUCGUUUUGCCAGCUACAUUGAAAAAGUUCGCUUCCUGGAGCAACAGAACAAAGUUCUUGUGGCUGAACUCAAUCAAAUCCGAGACAAGGAGCCCAAUAAGUUGGCCGACAUUUACCAGGAAGAGAUGAGGGAGCUACGUCACCAAGUAGACCAGCUCUCCAACUCUAAAGCCCGGUUGGAGAUCGAGAAAGACAACUUGCUGGAGGAUCUCAACAAUCUCCGGCAAAAAUUACAGGAUGAGAUUAAUCUGCGCCUUGAAGCUGAAAGCAAUUUGUCUUCCUACAGACAGGAUGUUGAUGAUGCUGCUUUAGUCCGGAUUGAUCUGGAACGCAAAAUUGAAUCAUUGCAGGAGGAGAUUAUUUUCCUAAAGAAAAUCCAUGAUGAGGAACUGCGGGAGCUGCGGGAAUAUUUGCAGCAGCAGCAGGUUCACGUCGAGAUGGACAUGACCAAGCCUGAUCUGACAUCUGCCCUGCGUGAGAUCCGCAUCCAGUAUGAGUCCAUGGCCGCAAACAAUAUGCAUGAGACUGAGGAAUGGUACAAGUCAAAGUUUGCAGAUCUGAGUGAUGCCGCGGCACGGAACAUUGAGGCACUGCGUCUAGCCAAGCAGGAAGCCAACGAGUACCGCCGGCAACUGCAGGCCCUCACUUGUGAUCUGGAAUCCCUUAAAGGAUCGAAUGAAUCUUUGGAGAGACAACUGAGAGAGAUGGAAGACCGCUAUGCUCUUGAGACUACCAACUAUCAUGACACAGUGAUUCGGCUGGAGGAAGAUAGUCGGAGCUUAAAAGAGGAAAUGGCUCGUCACCUCCAGGAAUACCAAGAUCUCCUCAAUGUCAAACUGGCAUUAGAUAUUGAGAUUGCUACUUACCGCAAACUCCUGGAGGGAGAGGAGGGCAGGAUUACUAUCCCAGUACAGACUUUCUCCAACCUUCAGAUCCGAGAAACCAGCCUUGACACAAAGUCAGUUUCUGAGGCUCGCCUGAAGAGGAGCAUUGUGGUCAGAACACUGGAAACUAGAGAUGGAGAGGUGAUCAAGGAGUCCACCCAGGAACAGAAGGAAUUGGCAUGA
Python bivittatus (Burmese python) is the source of this 1341-nucleotide messenger RNA. It is a transcript of the gene GFAP, whose product is annotated as glial fibrillary acidic protein. The record is from RefSeq and is a predicted model, not a curated record. Gene Ontology annotation, biological process: regulation of chaperone-mediated autophagy; intermediate filament organization. Lineage: Eukaryota; Metazoa; Chordata; Lepidosauria; Squamata; Pythonidae. Gene Ontology annotation, molecular function: structural constituent of cytoskeleton. Gene Ontology annotation, cellular component: intermediate filament; cytoplasm; cell projection.